Clonostachys rhizophaga is the source of this 600-nucleotide messenger RNA. The record is from the annotation of a GenBank genome assembly. Lineage: Eukaryota; Fungi; Ascomycota; Sordariomycetes; Hypocreales; Bionectriaceae.
AUGGCAGACCCCCUCUUCGGCAUCGUCCCCGCCGGCCUGCCCCUCAUCACAUCCCCCUCCCAGUCCCCCUCGCCCACGUCCCUCCUCUACGCCCUCCCCACCUCAAAACACUUCACCCACAUCACCGUCCUCCUCCUCCCCAGCGUGUCCCUGCCGCCCGGAACCGCCGCGGCCAUCUACCUCGCCACCGCCCAGGACGUCGUCGCUAACGGCGGGGCCGCCAAGUUCCGCUUCCUCGGCGCCAUCGGCCCGGGGAAAGAGAGCGCCGUCUUCAAGAUCUCCUCGGCUGAGACACCGGGUGGGCUCGUCCUCGGCGUCGAGAUCGAGCCCGAGGACGCCGUCGCCCGCCAGAUGCAGGAGCUCGCCGCCUCGAGGCAACAGGGAGGAGGAGGAGGAGCCGGUGGUACAGGCCAGCCACCCACAGCCGUGCUCGCCCAGCGCAUCAUCCAGAACGCCUUCAACUUCCUCACCAGCUUCAGCGGCACCGCGGGGCCCGGCGGCGUCGAGGUCGUGCCGCUUAAGGCGUUCGAGGAGUGGUGGAAGAAGUUUGAGUCUCGCGUCCGGGCGGACCCGAGCUUUCUCGAGAAGCAGUCUGACUGA